This is a messenger RNA of Vigna umbellata (rice bean), 1640 nucleotides long. NCBI's taxonomy places the organism in Eukaryota, Viridiplantae, Streptophyta, Magnoliopsida, Fabales, Fabaceae. The record is from RefSeq and is a predicted model, not a curated record.
CUUCUGUUGUUGAGGUGAAUUCACAGUAAAAGAAUGGCUUCCCAAGAACCACAGCUUCACUUCGUACUAUUCCCAUUCAUGGCACAAGGCCACUUGAUCCCUAUGAUGGACUUUGCAAAAGUGUUGGUGCAACACAACGUUAUUGUGACAGUAGUCACAACAGCACAUAACGCAGCUCGUUUUGAAUCAAUCGUUCACCGCUAUACUGAAGCGGGGUUUCAGAUCAGAGUAGCUAAAGUUCAUUUUCCAAGUAAAGAGUUUGGAUUACCAGAAGAGUGUGAGAAUCUUGAUAUGCUGCCUACACUCGGAAUGGGGUUUCGCUUUUUCAGUGCAGCAAACAUUUCAUGGCAACCGGUGGAAAAAUUAUUUGAAGAGCUAACACCAGCACCAAGUUGCAUAAUUUCUGAUAUGGGUUUGCCAUAUACAACACACAUAGCCAAAAGAUUCAAUAUUUCGAGGAUUGGUUUUGCCGCUGUAAGUUACUUCUUUCUCCUAUGUUUGCACACUUUACAAACUAACAAUAUGAUGGAGAAUAAAGCUGCUGAAUCGGAGUAUUUUGUUUUGCCUGGUUUCUCUGACAAAAUUGAAAUAACCAAAGCUCAAACAGAACACUUAACGGAUGAAAGAUGGAAAGAAAUUUUUGAUGAAUAUGGUGCAGCUAGUGUUGCUACGUAUGGGACAAUCGUGAAUUCUUUUGAAGAGUUGGAGUCAGCAUAUGCAAGGGAAUACAAGAAGAUCAGUAAUGAUAAAGUAUGGUGUAUUGGACCACUGUCACUUAGUAACAAGGAUCACUUGGACAAGGCUGAAAGAGGUAACAGGGCUUCAAUUGACGAGUGCCACCUCAAGUGUUGGCUUGAUUGUCAGCAACCAGGGACUGUGAUUUAUGCAUCCCUUGGAAGCCUAUGCAAUUUAACAUCGCCACAAUUGAUAGAGCUUGGCUUAGCCUUGGAAGCAUCAAAAAGACCCUUCAUUUGGGUUAUCAGAGGAGGAAGUUUGUCAGAAGCAAUGAAAAAGUGGAUUAAGGAAGAAGGGUUUGAGGAAAGGACCAAUGGUAGAAGCCUUCUAAUUCGGGGUUGGGCUCCUCAAUUGCUAAUACUGUCACACCCUGCAAUUGGAGGGUUCAUAACACACUGUGGUUGGAACUCUACCUUAGAAGCAAUAUGUGCUGGGGUGCCAAUGGUUUCAUGGCCACUGUUUGGGGAUCAAUUUUUUAAUGAAAAUUUGGUUGUGCAGAUACUGAAAGUUGGAGUGAAGGUUGGUGCGAAGAGUACUAUUAACUGGGGAAAGGAAGAGGAAAUUGGUGUGGUAGUGAAGAAGAAAGAUAUUGAAAGGGCAAUAGAAAGUGUAAUGGAUGAGAGUAGUGAAAGUGAAGAAAGAAGAAAAAGGGUAAGAGUACUUGCAGAGGUGGCUAAAAGAGCUGUAGAGAAAGGAGGAUCCUCUCAUUCUGAUCUGACCUUGCUUAUCCAGGAUAUCAGACAAAAAGUCAAGAGAGACAUGUGACAAUGUUAUUUGUCAUGCACCAAUCUGAAAUAGAAGGCAAUGCGUUAUGCUUUUUUCAUUUAAUGGUGUGUAAUGAACUCUUUCAAGUUUAUUCAUAAGCUCUGCAAACUUUUGCAGGCAAUUACUUUGCUUCUGCAGUA